This is a messenger RNA of Ornithorhynchus anatinus (platypus), 3833 nucleotides long. RefSeq names its product kinesin family member 23 (gene KIF23). The record is from RefSeq and is a predicted model, not a curated record. Gene Ontology annotation, cellular component: nucleus; microtubule; kinesin complex. Gene Ontology annotation, biological process: microtubule-based movement. Bases 160 to 3102 code for a protein of 980 amino acids. Lineage: Eukaryota; Metazoa; Chordata; Mammalia; Monotremata; Ornithorhynchidae. The transcript is spliced from 24 exons. Gene Ontology annotation, molecular function: ATP binding; microtubule motor activity; microtubule binding.
CCCCCGCCCUCACGUUCCUUACGCUGCUUACGUCACCCCGCCCUUUCCCCUCCUCGGGCGCUGAUUGGCUGGUUUGAAAUCCGCGGCGGCCGUGCGGCCUCCGGGCCGCGGAGGGAAAGUUGAAACGGGCUUCGGGACGGGCAGGACCCACCGGCAGCCAUGAAGUCCGCGAGAACUAAAACUCCCAGGAAGCCAUUUCCAAAGAAAGGAUCCAACACCAGUCUGAAAGAUCCAGUUGGGGUAUACUGUCGAGUUCGCCCCCUCAGCUUUCAGGAUCAGGAGUGUUGCAUAGAGGUGAUCAAUGAAACGACAGUUCAACUCCAUACCCCCGAAGGAUAUCGAAUAAACCGAAAUGGAGACUUCAAGGAGACGCAGUAUUCAUUCAAACAAGUGUUUGGUACCCUGGUUACCCAGAAGGAGCUGUUUGAUGUUGUUGCCUGUCCCUUGGUAGAUGACUUGAUUCAUGGUAAAAACGGGCUCCUGUUCACCUACGGGGUAACGGGAAGCGGAAAAACCCACACCAUGACGGGCUCUCCCGGUGACGGCGGACUCCUCCCUCGUUGCCUCGACAUGAUCUUCAACAGCAUCGGAGCAUUUCAAGCCAAGAGAUACGUCUUUAAGUCCAACGACCGGAACAGCAUGGAUAUUCAGUGUGAAGUGGAUGCUCUGUUAGAGCGGCAGAAAAGAGAUGCCAUGCCAACGCCGAAGACCCCAUCGAGCAAACGUCCCAUCGACCCGGAGUUCGCCGACAUGAUCAACGUGCAGGAGUUCUGCAAGGCGGAGGAGGUGGACGAGGACAGCGUGUACGGUGUGUUUGUCUCUUAUAUCGAAAUCUACAAUAACUACAUCUACGAUCUGCUGGAGGAAGCUCCGUUCGACCCCAUUAAACCAAAGUGGAACAGUUGCAGCACUCCGGUGCGGAACACAGACUUUAUACCUCCGCAGUCUAAAAUCCUGAGGGAGGAUAAGAAUCACAAUAUGUACGUGUCUGGAUGUACAGAAAUAGAGGUGAAGUCCACCGAGGAAGCGUUUGAAGUCUUCUGGAAAGGCCAGAAGAAGCGCCGCAUUGCGAACACCCAGCUGAACCGGGAAUCCAGUCGCUCCCAUAGCGUGUUCAUUAUCAAACUGGCUCAAGCUCCUUUAGAUGCCGAGGGAGAUAACGUGUUGCAGGAAAAAGAACAAAUUACAUUAAGCCAGCUGUCCUUGGUUGACCUUGCUGGGAGUGAAAGAACCAACAGGACAAAAGCAGAAGGAAACAGACUUCGAGAAGCUGGCAACAUUAACCAGUCGCUCAUGACACUGAGGACGUGCAUCGAGGUCCUUCGGGAGAACCAGUUAUAUGGAACCAGUAAGAUGGUUCCAUAUCGAGACUCCAAGUUAACCCAUCUGUUCAAGAACUAUUUUGACGGCGAAGGCAAAGUGCGUAUGAUCGUGUGCGUAAAUCCAAAGGCUGAAGAUUACGAGGAAAGCUUGCAAGUGAUGCGCUUUGCCGAGAUGACCCAAGAAGUGGAAGUGGCAAGACCAGUGGACAAGGCCAUCUGCGGUUUAACGCCGGGCAGGCGCUACAGAAACCAGGCCUUCCGGGAGGAACUCACCCGCCGGCUCGAGCUCCGGGGAGGACCCAUUGGCGACGAACCGUCGGUCACGGAGCUGCUCCUGCAGAGUCUCCCGCCGUUGACCUCCUGCGAGCUCUUGGACGUCAACGACGAUCAGACCCUCCCGCGGCUGAUCGAGGUCUUGGAGAAGCGCCACCAAGUGCGGCAAAUGAUGACGGACGAGUUCACCAAGCAAGUGAAUGCUUUCAAAGCCAUGCUGCAAGAAUUUGACAGCAACGUUAUGAAUAAGGAGAGCUACGUUCAAGGAAAGCUCAAUGAGAAAGAUAAGGUCAUCUCUGGACAGAAGGCCGAGAUCGAGCGCUUGGAAAAGAAAACCAAAACUCUGGAGUAUAAGAUCGAGAUUCUGGAAAAGACGACGACGAUCUACGAGGAAGACAAACGGAAUCUGCAGCAGGAGCUGGAGAACAAGAGCCAGAAACUCCAGCGGCAGUUCUCCGACAAACGGCGCCUCGAAGCCAGGCUGCAAGGCAUGGUGACCGAGACCACCAUGAAGUGGGAGAAGGAAUGCGAACGCCGGGUGGCGGCCAAGCAGCUGGAGAUGCAGAACAAGCUCUGGGUCAAGGACGAGAAACUGAAGCAGCUCAAGGCCAUCGUCACCGAGCCCAAGAGCGACAAGCCAGAGAGGCCGUCGCGGGAAAGGGACCGAGAAAAGAUCCUCCCGCGAUCCGUCUCUCCCUCGCCGGUACCGCCGCCUAGUAGCCAUGGCGCUCAGCUCGCCAACAGCCAGCACCCCGCCAGCCAGCCGCAGCCGCACAGACGCUCUAAUUCUUGCGGCAGCAUUUCAGUGGCUUCCUCCGUCUCGGAAUGGGAGCAGAAAAUUCCUCCGUUCAGGACACCCUCCCAUGCCCCGUCCUUCCCUCGGCACAGGCCCCAGGAGCCCGAACCCAAAAAGAGUUGUGUCGUAGCGGCCAGAAGGAAAGGGAUGUACUGGCUCGGAAGCGGGGAGGUGAUCCCCACGGGCAGAGAUGAGGUCUUAGAAGUAGAAGAGGAUCCAUGCUGCAGGAACGCGCCACCAAUCCGUGUCCGCCACAGACGAUCCCGCUCUGCCGGGGACAGAUGGGUGGAUCAUAAGCCCGCCACUAACGUGCAGACCGAGACAGUCAUGCAGCCCCACGUCCCCCACGCCAUCACGGUGGCGGUGGCCAAUGAAAAGGCGCUAGCUAAGUGUGAGAAGUACAUGCUGACCCACCAGGAACUAGCCUCCGAUGGGGAGAUUGAAACUAAACUCAUUAAGGGCGAUGUCUUCAAAACGCGGGGUGGCGGACAAUCUGUCCAGUUCACCGACGUCGAGACUUUAAAGCAAGAGUCGCCUCCCGGUCGAAAACGCCGGUCCUCCACGGCGGUCCCCGCCCAUCCCGAACCCACUACCGAAUCGGAGUGGACGGACGUCGAGACCAGGUGUUCGGUGGCCGUUGAGAUGAGGGCGGGGUCCACUCUGGGCCCAGGAUACCAGCACCACGCACUCCCUAAGCGCCGGAAACCGUGAGGUGACGACCAGCGGGAACGUGGGCCUCGAGCGAACGAGGAUUUCUUCAGAAAGAGUCCGUGGCCACCGCCGUCACCUCUCUCAGCGUUGAAGCUCUCCCAACAGUCGGCUCCUCCGGUCCCGGCCGAGGAGAGGCGUAACGUGCGUUAGGCUCGUGCUCUCUGGGCACCGCCGUGCCUCUCUCCGCUUUCAGGAAGAAACUGUUUGUAUAGGAAAAUUUCUUUCUUUUUUUUAAUCACGCGUGCGCUACUCUGUUUGCAUUUCUCAUACACUCGUGGACUCUCAAAUGCUCUGCCUUGGGAUGGGUCGGGGCCAGGCUUUUAUUGACAAUUUAACACUGUCUCCCGUUCAGUCCCGAGCCUUUGGGAUGUCCUCUUUUUUAAAAAAAACCAAAAAACAAAAUAAGCGCUGCUAUUUAGCUGUAAGGAUGCACUUUAAACACGUUGGACUGUGCGAAUGAAAUUCAGUCACUAGCUCGAGCUAUCCAAGAAUGAAAACGAAAUGGCUUUUGUAUUCUGCGUUUCUCCCGACAAACGGAAUCAGUUGUCCGGCACUGGACCCCAUCAUCCUGCCCUAGAAUAGUAAUAUGAUGUGAGGCGUAAUAUAACGGACACACCGUAGAUACCCCGCGCGAGGGUGGAAAAAGGUUGAGAAGAUUAUAUCCUAAAAUGUAAGGGAGAACUAUCCUAAAUGUGGAACUGUCAACUUAAUAAAUAAAUAUAUUCCAAGAA